Molecule: messenger RNA, 1425 nt
Organism: Nanorana parkeri
Lineage: Eukaryota; Metazoa; Chordata; Amphibia; Anura; Dicroglossidae
Gene: HSF1
Product: heat shock transcription factor 1
Exons: 13
Coding region: 96-1397 (433 amino acids)
Biological process (GO): regulation of DNA-templated transcription
Molecular function (GO): DNA-binding transcription factor activity; sequence-specific DNA binding
Source: RefSeq, a predicted model, not a curated record
UUUUGUCUCCGGCACAGGAGGGGACGAGCUUCCACGUCUUUGAUCAGGGUUGCUUCGCCAAGGAGGUUCUCCCGAAGUACUUCAAACACAACAACAUGGCGAGCUUUGUGCGGCAGCUGAACAUGUACGGGUUCCGGAAGGUGGUCCACAUCGAGCAGGGCGGCCUCCUGAAGCCGGAGAAGGAUGACACGGAGUUCCAGCACCCGUACUUCAUCCGAGGCCACGAACAUCUGCUGGAGAACAUCAAGAGGAAGGUCAAUAAUCUGUCGGGAGUGGGCUCCUCUGUCGGUGUCGCCUUUCUUCUGAUGACUGCUGUCCUCUGUCUGUACAGUGAGAACGAAGCGCUGUGGAGGGAGGUGGCCAGUCUGCGGCAGAAGCAUGCACAGCAACAGAAGGUGGUCAAUAAGCUCAUCCAGUUCCUCAUCUCUCUGGUCCAGUCCAACCGGAUCCUGGGAGUGAAGCGUAAGAUACCGCUCAUGCUGAACGACAGCAGCUCAGCCCAUUCACUGUCAAAGUACACCCGCCAGUACUCCCUGGAGCAUGUCAACGGGGCCACCACCUACCCAGGCUCUUUCUCUGGGUACUCGGACUCUACUCGCUAUCCUGCGGAAGCCUUAGAGGGGCCGAUCAUCUCCGAUGUGACGGAAGUGGCUCAGUCCAGCCCCUGCGUGUCCCCGAGCCCCAGCCUGGAGGAGAGUCCUGUCAUCCUCAUCAAAGAAGAGCCGCCGAGCAGCCCGAGCGCGUCCGAGCGCAGCCCCGUGUCACCGGAGAGCGUGGACAACGUCCUGUCACCUUCCACAUUCAUCGACUCCAUCCUGCAGGAGAGCGAGCCCAGCGAAGGGACGGCCAAAGAGGGCGGAGCCAUGCAGCCUGCAGAGCCCUGCCUGAGUGUGGCCAGACUGGACAACAUGACUUGCAGUCGGCAGAUGUCCGAGGUGACCCACCUAUUGCCCAGCUCCACGUGCUGCUCCUCCUCCUCCCUGCAGAGCAGAAGCGAGCCUGGGAUCGAGCUGAAUGACCACGUGGACAUUAUAGACUCCGGCCUGGACAGUCUGCAGAGCAUCUUCAACACGCACAACUUCAGUGUGGACUCCGGAGCCCUCCUAGACUUCUUCAGUUCGUCUCUGAGUGGGCCGGAUCUGUCACUUCCUGACCUGGACUCCAGCCUGGCCAGUAUUCAGGAGCUUCUAUCUUCCCAGGAUCAGCGAUCUUCUGAGACGGACCCGGAAGAUGCAGGAAAACAGAUCGUCCAUUACACGGGGCAGCCCCUCAUCCUGAUGAACUCCUCCGCCUCAGAUCUUCCCAUUCUUCUGGAGCUGGAGGAUGAAGAUGACCCCACCCUGUCCCUCCUGUCCUGGGACUCUCAGAACAAGUCCGAGGGCUCCGGCGUCUCCUAACUUCUCCUGCUGUCUGGGGUGCUUUGAG